UACAACACACACAACUACUUCUAAUACCACAUACACAUCCAACAUCAUGGCCACCACAGCACAACACGAGGCAACUCUGCCUACUCGCACUGCCACCGCUGGUACUGACUACGACGAUGCCAUCCCGGACGAGGAUGCCAGCGAGGUGACCAAGCUCUUCCACGAGCGUCUGCAGGCGUGGAAGCAUGCUUGCGGGUACCUCGAGGACUACGUUACUGCCACUGAAAAGCUCGCUGCCUCCAACGGCAAGGAGUACGAAAAGGUCCUCAAGACCGUUAGCACACCUUUGAAGGAAGGUCACCACUUUGAGACUACCGUCGGAGGUGUUGCUGGUCUUUUCGAAAACAUCCGCACCAACACCCAAGGCUUGGCCAACAGCAACGCCGAGACUGCGAAGACCUUGAAGGGCACCAUCUUGCCCAUCUUUGAGCGCCUCCACGCCGAGAUCAAGCACAAGACGAAAGAGUUGACCAAGGGCGCCGGCAAGGGCUCAAAGGCGGUUGACAAAGCUCGUACCGUGUCCCAGAAGCAUAUCGAGUUGCUGGGCCAGCAGACAGCUUCCUUCGACUCCAAUGGAUCCGUCAAGGCCCACGAGGACCCCUACCUUCUUCAGCGUCAAGUUCACCACCGUCUCCACAAGCAAGUAAUUGAGGAGAACAACAUCCGCGAGGACAUGCUUGCCGUUCAGAGCAACUUCUCCCAAUUCGAGGCUCACGUGCUUCAGACCCUUCAGAGCGGCAUCGCCCAAUUCAACCAGGUUGUGUCUGGCCAAGCUGAACACACCCGUACUCUCUACGGAGACAUUACUGCACACGUGCAACGCAUCCCCGCUGACCACGAGUGGAACGCCUUCGUUACCCGCAACGCUGGUAUCCUCAUCGACCCCACCGCGCCGAAGCGUGCUGUUGGCAACAUUGCCUUCGCCAACCAGGACCACCGCGCUUCGCGUCCCUUGAUUGCUGGAUCCCUCGAGCGAAAGCAGGGUCUGCUCAAGAAGUACGACGCGAGCUACUACGUCGUCACCCCGUCCAAGUACCUGCACGAGUUCAAGACCGACGAUGACUUCGCCAAAGACCCCUCCCCCGAGAACAGCUUGUACCUGCCCGACUGCUUGAUCGGAGCCGUCGACGGCGCGAAGUUCAACGUUCGUGGCAAGGACAGCAGCAAGGGUGCCCUUGCUAAGCUCGCCAUGACCAAGGAGUUUGAGUUCAAGGCCCACACCCCUGAGGACGCGAAGAAGUGGCACGCCGUCAUCGCCAGCAUUACUGGUGCUGUUACCAACGACUUGCCAGAAUCCGCCCCUGUCAGUCCUGCUACGGCGCAGGCCACAGACAUUGCGACCCCAACCAGCGCCACCAGCACAACUGCAACCACUGGUGUGAUCCCCGGUGCCGCGCCCGUCACGACAGCUCAGCCAGUGACUACUACCGCUGCCGCCACCGAGACUGCUCCUGCGGUCCACCACGCUUGAAGUCAUUAGUCGACCCGUCACGGGAUAAGACUGAGGAUGUGCACAGAACAUGCUUUACGAAUCUCUUUGU
Dissoconium aciculare CBS 342.82 is the source of this 1541-nucleotide messenger RNA. RefSeq lists its product as uncharacterized. The transcript has a single exon. Bases 47 to 1471 code for a protein of 474 amino acids. NCBI's taxonomy places the organism in Eukaryota, Fungi, Ascomycota, Dothideomycetes, Mycosphaerellales, Dissoconiaceae. The record is from RefSeq and is a predicted model, not a curated record.